Dictyostelium purpureum is the source of this 978-nucleotide messenger RNA. RefSeq lists its product as uncharacterized. The coding region runs from base 1 to 978 and encodes 325 amino acids. The transcript is spliced from 2 exons. Gene Ontology annotation, biological process: phosphorelay signal transduction system. The record is from RefSeq and is a predicted model, not a curated record. NCBI's taxonomy places the organism in Eukaryota, Evosea, Eumycetozoa, Dictyosteliales, Dictyosteliaceae.
AUGGGUGACACAUGUUCUAUAAAAGGUGCAAAUAUAUUGGUAGUUGAAGAUGACCCUUUAAAUAGAAUUAUUGCCUUAAAGUUUUUAAAGAAACUUGGCCACAAUGUAACAUUAGCUGAAAAUGGUUUACAUGCCUUCAAUUUAGUAUCUUGCAAUACCUUCGAUUUAAUUUUAAUGGAUGUCAACAUGCCAGUAAUGGACGGUAAAGAAUCCACAAAGAAAAUAAGAGAAUAUGAAUCAAGAGUAGGUAAAAGAACUCCAAUUAUUGGACUUACUACAAUGCCAAAGGAUGAAUGUAUCGAAGCCGGUAUGGACGACCAUCUAUUUAAACCAGCCAAAUUUAAUUUACUUGAUGAAAAAGUUACCUACUAUUUAAAGAACCAAGCAUAUAAUCAAUCCAUUUCUGCACCAGAAAAACAAGAGCCAUCUUCAGAACCAUCAUCACCAACUGUAACCAUCAAAUCAGACAUUCAAAUCGUUUCAAUCAACAAUAGAAAUAAGUAUAUAAGUUCACCAGACCUUUUAGUUUAUUUCAAAAAUAUUUCAAAUAUUAAUACAAAUGUAAAUAGUUUAAGUAGUUCCUGUAAUAAUAUUUGUACAAUUAAAGAAAUAAAUGAAGAAAAUAUCGAGUAUUUAAAUCAAUGUAAUAUUAAUAAUAAUAAUUUAACAAAUAUAAAAAACUGUAAUAGUAAUCAAUGUAAUAAUAAUAAUAAUAAUAAUAAUAAUGAAAAUAUAAAUUGUAUAUUUAAUAACACCUCAAAUAAUAAUAUUUAUUUUGUAAAUACCGAUCUUCCAUUUUUAAACAAUAAUAACAAUGUUUUAAGUAAUAUUAACAACAUUAAGAACCUUAUUCAAACCAAUACAACCCUUAAUAAUAGCAAUAAUAAUAAUAGCAUUCUAAAUAGAAGAAGAAAAUUUGUUAGCAGAUCAACGUCUCAACCAUCUUUUUUUUCUAAUAAAGAAUAUACUGUUAAAUAA